This is a messenger RNA of Colletotrichum abscissum, 387 nucleotides long. RefSeq lists its product as uncharacterized. NCBI's taxonomy places the organism in Eukaryota, Fungi, Ascomycota, Sordariomycetes, Glomerellales, Glomerellaceae. The record is from RefSeq and is a predicted model, not a curated record. The coding region runs from base 1 to 387 and encodes 128 amino acids. The transcript has a single exon.
AUGGCUCGACGAGCCUUCGACUAUAUUGAAUCAGGACUCGCUGCUCCGACUGACGCUGAACGCAUGCGGCUUGCACAAGAGUUCUUGACCAACGAGAUGAAGAUCAGAUCGGAGCGAUAUGGUAACGAUGAUGGUGCGACCUCAGAGACCUCCGGCGCUGUCGUUUCCUCCACGCCCCUUCUUUCUUCUCCUGCUCCUGCUCGCAAAGCCGAUGGCAUUUCUUCCUCUGGUGCUCCGACGGUCCUGACGCUCAAUCCGCGCCCAGCAAAUUCUACUGGCACAUCCUCUCGGACAGAUUUCCAAACCUGGAAAGCCUUCAUCGGUGCCUUGAGUGAUUCAGACGAUGAUCAUGAGAAUAACGUUGGCGCCAGACUUGGUUACGAUUAA